CUACUGCUGGUCUUACUGCUCGACGUUCAGUGCGACGAUCCUUAUCGAUUCUUCGAUUGGAAAGUCACCUACGGAGAUAUCUAUCCUUUGGGAAUACGACAACAAGUAAUAUUGAUCAAUGGGCAAUUCCCAGGGCCAGAAAUACAGUCUCAAACCAACGACAACAUAAUCAUCAACGUCUACAAUGGAUUGACGGAGCCUUUCCUCAUCACAUGGAACGGAGUGCAAUUGAGAGGAAACUCAUGGCAAGACGGUGUUUAUGGGACUAAUUGUGGGAUCCCACCGAAUAAGAACUAUACGUACGUGAUGCGUUUCAAGGAUCAGAUUGGAAGCUUCUUUUACUUUCCUUCGUUGGGGUUUCAGAAGGCGGCGGGAGGUUACGGCGGCAUCAGUAUUCUAAGCAGGCCUGGCGUUCCGGUGCCAUUUCUUGCCCCCGUCAAGGAAUACACGCUCCUCAUCGGCGACUGGUAUAAGACGGCUAUUCACUCGAUAUUAAAAGAAAAAAUAGACAAUGGCAUGGAACUUCCCUUCCCCGACGCCAUCCUAAUCAACGGCCGCAGCAGCUCCAAUGGGGCAUCCUUCACCGUUGAUCAAGGAAAAACCUAUCGAUUGAGGAUCUCCAAUGUAGGGUUAAUGACCUCCUUAAAUAUUCAAAUCCAAGGCCACCAGAUGAAGUUGGUGGAGGUUGAGGGCACACACACUAUCCAAAACUACUAUCCCUCCCUUGAUGUCCAUGUUGGCCAAUCGAUGUCGGUGCUUGUCACGGCUGAUCAAUCACCCAAGGAUUACUACAUUGCCGUCUCCACCCGUUUCACCACCACCACCCUAACCACCACUGCCAUCCUUCAUUACAGCAAUUCUGAGCAAAAGGCUUCAGGUCCAAUCCCCACAGGUCCGACUGGGCAAUUCGAUUGGUCCAUGAACCAAGCUCGAACCAUUCGCACAAAUCUGAGCGCAAGCGGGCCGCGGCCCAACCCACAAGGCUCGUACCACUACGGCUCGAUCCCGGUGAACCGGACGAUCCAGCUCGCCAACUCCGCCGCCCUGGUGGGCGGCAAGCAGCGCUACGCCGUCAACAGCGUCUCCUUCGUGGAGGCCGACACGCCGCUGAAGCUCGCCGACUACUUCAAGAUUGACGGCGUUUUCAGGCUGGGGAGCAUCGACGACCACCCCACCGGCGCGGCGGUGCACCUCGACACGGCGGUCAUGGCCGCCGACUUCCGCGCGUUCGCGGAGGUGGUCUUCCAGAACGACGAGCCUACCGUGCAGAGCUGGCAUCUGGAUGGCUACAGCUUCUGGGUCGUAGGCAUGAACAAAGGGGAAUGGAGUCCGGCGAGUCGAAACGACUACAACCUUAAAGAUGCGGUGUCUCGCUGCACCGCUCAGCUGUAUCCCAAUUCGUGGACUGCGGUUUACGUAGCCUUGGACAACGUGGGGAUGUGGAAUGUGCGAUCGCAAUGGUGGGAGCGACGGUACCUGGGCCAGCAGUUCUACUUGAGGGUUUACUCGCCGGCAGAAUCCAGAAGAGACGAGUACCCGAUGCCGGGCAACGCCCUCCUCUGCGGCAGAGCAGCGAAGGAGCUGAUCAGUACCGCCAAGCACAGCUCCGGCUCCAUCAACAUUUCUAUCUUUUAA
Molecule: messenger RNA, 1635 nt
Organism: Zingiber officinale
Lineage: Eukaryota; Viridiplantae; Streptophyta; Magnoliopsida; Zingiberales; Zingiberaceae
Product: L-ascorbate oxidase homolog
Exons: 8
Molecular function (GO): oxidoreductase activity; copper ion binding
Source: RefSeq, a predicted model, not a curated record